This is a messenger RNA of Chondrus crispus (carragheen), 2201 nucleotides long. RefSeq names its product incomplete HSP70. Bases 1 to 1251 code for a protein of 416 amino acids. The transcript is spliced from 3 exons. The record is from RefSeq and is a predicted model, not a curated record. NCBI's taxonomy places the organism in Eukaryota, Rhodophyta, Florideophyceae, Gigartinales, Gigartinaceae. Gene Ontology annotation, cellular component: nucleus; cytosol. Gene Ontology annotation, biological process: protein folding. Gene Ontology annotation, molecular function: ATP-dependent protein folding chaperone; ATP binding.
AUGGCCCGGCUUAACCUCGAAUGUCUCAUGAACGACGUUGAUGUCAAGGGAGCCAUCAAGCGCGACGAGCUGGAGGAGCUCGCCGUUCCGCUCGUCGAGCGGAUCCAUGCAGUCUGCGAAAAGGCCAUUGCAGACGCGGGGCUCAAGCCGGAUGAGCACCUCGCCGCAGUCGAAAUCGUUGGCGGCAGCACUCGUGUCCCAGCGUUCAAGGCAGCUAUCACAGACGCCUUCGCCAAGGUCGGCGCGCCUAUCCGCACCACGCUCAACGCGGACGAGUGCAUUGCACGUGGAUGUGCCCUCAUGUCGGCCAUGCUCUCUCCGGCGUUCAAAGUGCGCGACGGCAACCUUAUCCCCUGUCUCAAGGCCAUGACCUUCAAGUCACCGGGACCGCUCACCAUCAAUGUUCGCUACAGCGACCCUACCACCCUCCCUGUUGGCGAGGAGGCCGCCCAGAUAUGCAGCUAUCUUGUCGAUGCGCCGUUAGACCCGGAAGCAAAGGUUCGUACCAAGAUUCGUGUCACUGCGAAUGGUACGGUCGAGGUGGCCAGUGCUCAGCUAAUGAAGGAGGUCGAGGUGGAAGAAGAGGUGUCGGUCGAGAAGGUUGAAGAGAAGCCGAAUGGCACCACCACUGCGGAAACUGCCAACGGUGCUCCUGCUUCGGAUACCCCCAUGACGGACGCUCCUGCCGACGGAAUUGCCAAGACUGAUGGCACGCCUGACGGCAAGCCGGAAGAACCAGCGGCUCAGGCAGCUCCAGCGGUCCCUCCGGCUCCAGCGGCGGAACCGGCUAAGGAAGAGCCUCCAGCGACGGAGAAGCGUCUGGUCAAGAAGAUUAAGUCCUCCGAUCUGGGGUUGACCAGACUCCCCGGCAUUGGACAUGGAAUGACCACUGAACUGGUUAUGGCCGCCACCGAGGAGGAGGCCAAGAUGAGGGCAAAUGACCUGUACAUUAGGGAGCGGUCUGAGGCGAUGAACUCGCUGGAAGCGUAUGUGUAUGACCUUCGCAAUCGCAUUGAUCCGUACGGUGGGGAUCUGAAGGACUUUGGAUCUGAUGAGGUACGGAACACGCUCAAAGCGGACCUGGAUAACACGGAAGAGUGGAUCUAUUCGGAAGAAGCUGAGGCCGCGUCGAAAAUCGCUUUCGUGCAGAAGAAGAACGAGCUUGUGGAGAAGGCCAGCAAGCUCUUUUAUCGGAAGAAGGAAUUCGAGGAGAGGCCUGUUCGAGUCAGUGUUUUGGAGACUUCGAUCUAAAACUAUAAGCAGAUUGCCGUGCCAGGAGCGGAAGAGUACGCACACAUCUCUGACGAAGACAAGAACAAAGUUUUGAAAUGCGCGGAGAGCACAUAUGUUUGGCUUAAGGAGCAGCUGACAAAGCAAGAACCUCUGCCCAAGGACCAAGAUCCUGUUUUGAUCUGUGCCGAUCUUAACGAGAAACUCACCGAAUUGGACAAGGUGUGCCGACCAAUUCAGAACACACCGAAACCGAAACCGAAAGUCGAAGAGAAGCCCGAAGAGAAGAAGGCCGAUGAGAAGGACGGAGAGAAGAUGGACGAGACUCCCGUAGAACCGCAGCCCAACGGGCCGGGUGCCGAAGAGAUGGAUGGGGAAGCGAACGGGAAAGCUGCUGAGGAACCGAAAGUGACUGAGGAACCGAAAGUGACUGGGGAUGACAUGGAAGUGGAGAAGGGGAAAGUAGCGCCGGCUACAGGAAAGGCAUAGAGGCAACGUACUGUGUAGAAUACUGUGGCCUGACGCGUUAAAACCACUUUUAAUGCCGAAGACUGGUGUGCUCUGUUACAUGCGGAUACCACUAUCGAGCUGGUUAUCUCAUCAUUAGCAGUCAGAGCGAAAUGUUGUGAUCACCAACAUCAACGAGAAAGCAAACCUUUUACGAACUAUCCUUGAUGCGUUCUUCGCAUGGAUCGUUUUACGGGUGUUACCCUCUGAUGACCUGAUGCCGUAUUGCAACUGGCCUCCUAGUAGAUCUUAAUACAGCCCAUGACAACAAGUGGAAGAGCUGGGUCACAUAUUAAUUGUCCCUCUUUGGAAGCAAUCUCGUUUUGCUGGUCACCAUUUCCUGUUAUCCCUGUGACACCUUAAGUGCUAGUUCACAUUAACGACUCUGGUAGCCUUUGCUCUCAUGCGAUGGAUAGAAUUGAUUCACAAUAAAAUGGCAAGGCGCUUUGUUGCAACUAAGAAAA